Sinocyclocheilus grahami is the source of this 1482-nucleotide messenger RNA. Its product is annotated as CTD nuclear envelope phosphatase 1A-like. Bases 631 to 1338 code for a protein of 235 amino acids. The record is from RefSeq and is a predicted model, not a curated record. Gene Ontology annotation, molecular function: phosphatase activity. The transcript is spliced from 7 exons. Lineage: Eukaryota; Metazoa; Chordata; Actinopteri; Cypriniformes; Cyprinidae.
UGUUAUUAACAAUAUAUUUGAGAAUAUAUCUGAGAGUUUAUGGUUUGACCGUUUAUUAGUCUCCUCGUGUGGCUCACUCUGCUCUUCGCCCGGCUUCUCUGAGGGCACGUUUGUUGUUUCUCGGAAGUGACGAAAGCAAAGUACUGAUGGCGGCUCGCAGUUUGCUCCCGGAUAUGUACUGAAACGAAUUUGAUGGCUUCUUAUUGGACUUUUUGCAUACUGCGCCAUUUGUCUGAGGUCUCGAGAUUAACAUCGAACCUGUCGAGCACAAGAGUCGUCAAUCCGAGGAGGGAUAAUUUGUUGUAGAGCUGGUUAGAUCCAGAGCUAGCUGCCUUGCCAAUGAAAUCCAAGUCCAGUUAGCCCUUGAUCGCAGAGGCUGGUUUGAGUGCGUGGCUACACGCUUUAAGACGUUUGACAUUUGAGCAGUUUUGUGACACUGGCUGGUCCAGGUGCAGCAGAGUCUCUGGAUUCUCUAGUUUGGCUAGCCUCGCUCGCGGGACUUUAAGAGCAAAGAAGCGGCGGGAAGUGGUUAGCCGACCUGAUUAGCUGUAGCCGUAGUCCCAGCUCUUCUGGAGUCACUGGUCUCUAGUGGAGAGGGUGAAUCUCUUCUAUGGUUCAUCGACUGUCAGCAUGUUGAAGACUCGUCAGUGUUUACUCGGGAUUCGCUCCUUCCUUGGAGUGACGUCUAGAAUAUGGAGUUUCAUUUUAUACAUCCUCAGGAAACAUCUACGGACGAUAAUCCAGUACCAAACAGUGCGUUAUGACACAUUACCUCUCUCCCCUAUUUCCAGAAACAGACUCAAUGCGGUGAAGAGGAAGAUAUUGGUGUUGGAUCUGGAUGAGACUUUGAUUCACUCUCACCAUGAUGGCGUCCUUAGACCUACAGUGAGGCCUGGUACACCGCCAGACUUUAUCCUCAAGGUGGUAAUAGACAAACACCCAGUCAGGUUUUUUGUCCAUAAAAGGCCACACGUCGACUUCUUUUUAGAAGUGGUCAGUCAGUGGUAUGAGCUGGUAGUAUUUACAGCUAGUAUGGAGAUAUAUGGAUCGGCCGUAGCAGAUAAGCUGGAUAACAACAGGGAUAUCCUCAAAAGAAGAUACUACAGACAGCACUGUACUUUGGAUUUAGGGAGCUACAUAAAAGAUCUAUCUGUAGUACACAGUGAUCUCUCCAGUAUAGUCAUUCUGGACAACUCGCCUGGAGCUUAUCGAAGUCACCCAGACAAUGCAAUACCUAUAAAGUCGUGGUUCAGUGACCCAAGCGACACAGCACUUCUUAACCUGCUCCCAAUGUUGGAUGCAUUGAGGUAUAAACAUUUCUUUAAGUCAUGGUCAUAGUAAUCUCUUAAUCAUGAUUAGGCCAACAGAGAAUUUAUGCCAUAUAAAUUCUGCACAAUUUGAACACCCUUAAUUAUUAUUUUUUUUCUACACAUACUCCUUGCAUGUUUAUUAUCAUUUUCAUGCCGUUUUUAGCCACUAUUA